AAAUAAUAAUGAGUAUAAAUUGUGAUAGGGCUUGGGCUAGCAGAGAAGGUCUUACUGGCCGAGAAGGUGUUGCAAUGCAGUGAAUUUGAGAAAAAUCACAUAUAAAGUACAGUAGAACUGAAAAAUAAUAAGGUGCACAAUUAUACCCCACCCCUUCCACAUGUCAGAGUGGGUUUCCUCUGGGUCCACUGGUUUUCUCCAACUAAUUAAACACAUACCAGUGGGUGAAUGUGAUACUAAAUUGUAGGUGUGUGUGUGUGUGUGGGUGUGUCUUUGGACUUCCACAAUGCUCUUAGGUCGAUACACACUUCCAACGUGAUUGGCGCACACAGGCACGCGCGCCGUUUGUAAAACAAAAUAAGCCCCGCCCCUCAAAGCGGUGUUCCCACUUUGGGAGUCACAGUUAGAUGUUUUUUUUCUCCUGAAGAAGAAGUCAAACAGGGAAGGAAGGAGAAGAGGAUCUGGCAACCUCGCGCACUGGCCGGAGUUACUGAAAGUUUUUUGCGCGGGCACGGUGGAGUACAUAAUAUUCACACACUCACACACACACACACGCGCGCGCGCGCGAUGGAGAGACGCGCACCGGAGGACACUCACUCCUCACCCCGCGGCUGAGAGCAGGCAGUGAGAGGGGAUGGACGCACAGCGGAUCCAGAUGUUGGAGUGAGGGAUUGCAGCUUUCCAGCGGCUCGCGAUGCUUCUAAACGCCAGCCGGGUGAACAUCUCCACCGCUGGAGAGAGCGCGCUCCAACGCGCGCCCUGGGUCGCCACAACCCUCGGCUGCUUCCUCAUCUUCACCGUGGUGGUGGAUGUCCUGGGCAACCUGUUGGUGAUCUUCUCCGUCUACCGGAACAAAAAACUUCGGAACGCCGGUAACAUCUUUGUGGUGAGUCUGGCUGUUGCCGACCUGGUGGUAGCUCUGUACCCGUACCCCUUGGUGCUGGUGGCCAUCUUUGGCCAGGGUUGGCGUGUGGGCGAUGCGCAGUGCCAGAUCAGCGGUUUCCUGAUGGGUGUGAGCGUAGUGGGCUCCAUCUUCAACAUCGCCGGCAUCGCCGUAAACCGGUACUGCUACAUCUGCCACAGCCUGCGCUACGAGCGUCUGUUCAGCGAGCGCAACUCAGCGUGCUACGUGGGUCUCAUCUGGGCGCUGAGCGUUCUGGCCGUGGUGCCCAACGUGUUUGUGGGAUCUCUUCGCUACGACGAGCGAGUCUACUCAUGCACCUUCGCGCAGUCGGCCAGUGCCGCGUACACGCUCGCCGUCGUCUCCUUUCACUUCCUGCUGCCCAUCCUGGUGGUGGCGUACUGCUACCUUCGCAUAUGGGUGCUGGUGAUCCGGGCACGGAGACGUGCAAGGCCCGAGACCCGGCCGGCCGGUGUGACGCCGCAGGACGUGCACAAUUUCGUGACUAUGUUCGCCGUCUUCGUGCUUUUCGCGGUGUGCUGGGCGCCACUCAACGCCAUUGGCCUGGCUGUAGCCAUAGCGCCCGAGCGCGCCGUUCCCGAGUGGCUCUUCGUAGCCAGCUACUUCCUGGCAUACUUCAACAGCUGCCUCAACGCCAUCGUCUAUGGCGCGCUCAACCAGAACUUCCGGCGAGAAUACAAGCGCAUCGUCUGGUCGCUCUGCACGCCCACUGCACUCUUCCCAGAAAACUCGAACGAUGCUCAGGAGAGACUGCGGAGCAAACCGUCGCCGCCCAUCACCAACAACAACCAGGUCAAAGUGGACUCUGUCUGACCACUGAACCCGUGUAUGUGUGUGUGUGUGUUUGUGUGUGUGAGAAAACUUACUAUGUGUUCUUACUAUAAACCAAGGACAAAAAUCAAAACCAUUCAGGGGAAAACGUGACGUGUUUUUCUCAACACGUGUUUUUUCUCGUUUUUUGUGAAAAGAGUACAUUUUUAAUGUAAAUCAUUUGUUGGGUCUGUUUUCUAUAGAACAAAAGGAAAUUUGUUAAAAAAGAAUAGAAUAGUCUCUUAGCACCUCCCUAUCCUUUUCAUUUUCUUCACGUGAAGAAUUUUCUGUCUGUCUCUCUCUCAGCAUCUUUCUUUCUUUAUUUGUCUCUCUGAAUAUCUUACUAUGUCUCAGUCUUUCUGUGUAUC
Silurus meridionalis is the source of this 2100-nucleotide messenger RNA. It is a transcript of the gene mtnr1aa, whose product is annotated as melatonin receptor 1A a. Gene Ontology annotation, cellular component: membrane. Gene Ontology annotation, biological process: G protein-coupled receptor signaling pathway. Lineage: Eukaryota; Metazoa; Chordata; Actinopteri; Siluriformes; Siluridae. The coding region runs from base 695 to 1735 and encodes 346 amino acids. The transcript is spliced from 2 exons. The record is from RefSeq and is a predicted model, not a curated record. Gene Ontology annotation, molecular function: melatonin receptor activity.